Molecule: messenger RNA, 3303 nt
Organism: Heterotrigona itama
Lineage: Eukaryota; Metazoa; Arthropoda; Insecta; Hymenoptera; Apidae
Source: the annotation of a GenBank genome assembly
AUGGGAGGUAAAUCUGAGAAGGAUGUGGUCCUUUUUCUUGUGGUGAUAAUCUUAGUUUGUUCUUCUGUGGCUUUUCUCUUGGCUAUCGUCCAUGUGCCUGCAGAUACGCUGCUCAGUUCUGCUAUCAACCGACUGUUGAAUCUAGGCCGAUCACGUGAUCGGGAAGGUAAGUUAUUUUAUAGUUAACGUGCUAUUGGCCAGGUCAGCCCCAUAAAGUAAUUUUGGCAAUUACUUUAUGGGCCUAACGGUACUGUAUCCCGGACAUGCAUCCGUGACAUCAUAUUUAUAACGUUGUCUGGGUAAUGUCUCCUACAUUUCCUAGAUCGUCUUUUUUUUCUUAUCGAGCCUUGGAUUAUUCUUUUCCAUCGUUCUCCAUGAGAGUGAUUUGAGUAAGGCAGUAUUUCUGAGAACGGUUGUCUUUUGAAAACUAUCCCCUUGUCUAUACAAUCUUUCGAAUGCGCACGUGUUUAUGAUAUGGCAAUCUUAUGGUGUGGAAGACCUCGUCGCAUUUGAGGCUGAUUAAAUUUAUAGGGCGCCUAGAUUGAAGUUUUCUAAGUGAUCAAAUGGUUUUAGAAAUUUUUGAUUUCCAACGCUGAGUUGGAACAUAUUCAUGUCAUAAAUGUUACGUAAUAUAACUUUAGCCUUGACACUCUGUAUCCUUAUUUCCAAUUAAUAAUUCGUAUCCUUAUUUUUAAACAUUUUUAUAACUGAUCUGUAUACAUCUGAAAAAAAUGUAAUUUAAUUUGUAAUUUAAUCUCUUUUCUGUUGUAGAAAUUCCUUUGGAUCUAUUGUUUUAUUUGUUUAAGUAUUUUUAACGGAUUUAUAUUUAUAGCUUGAAUAAAGAUAAGAGGAAGUUUAAGUGUAAGUUCCAAUUUCCAUUUCUUGAUUUAGAUUCUAUAUUACAUUUGACUGUUGCAGAUUUUCCAAUCAUCCCAUUUUUCCAUGUUGCCUUAUUAUUUUGUUGAUUUGUUCUUUCUUUUUGUUGAAUCUACGUUGAUUAUACAUUUCCUUUUUUUUUCAACGUAGUGUUUGGAAUUCUUUCAUUUUCCAUUAUCUGUUUUUACCAUUUUUACUGUUUCUAUUUUUAUCAUUGAAUUAAAAGUUAAUUUCAUGUGGCUUCCAUCUGAUAUUAUCAGAAUGUUUUUUCCUUUCUUUUCUAACAGGUACUCAGUGGUAUCUGCAUUAAGUUUAAUGCUCGGAAAUUUCUGAUAUUAAAUGAUUUUCACUAUUAUUACCUGAAAUUAUUAUUCUACACCGUUAUCAUAUCUGUUGUGUUUAUGUUGUAUGUUAGGUUCUAGAGGUAUAAAUAAAAAUUCGUCUUACUUAUAUUUUACAAUUGGACAAAACUUUAUCAGAAAGAGCAAGAACGAGACUAUAUAUUUGGAAUCUCAUAUCAAAAUGAGUUCUUAACGUUGUGGACCCUUUCUUAUCGUGUCCUUUUUAUGUAAGAUUUUCCCACUUGUAUUUUUCGACUCUUGACCAAACUUUAAGUUGAGCAAGCUAGCUGACUUAUUUUGUAACAUAUUCCUAACAACGUAAUGUUCGUCUACUCCAUUAAGACGAGAAUUUGCCAGCAAUAAUUCCCAAAUUUUUAUAGAUACGACAUUAAAUAAAAAAAUAUUGCUGUAUUAGUUUAAGCUUACAUAUACAUCAGUACAUCACUAAAUAUGUAAACCACUCUUAUAUUUAGAAAUUUUUCGCAACCCAUUAGAAAUCAACUCAUGACCCACUUUAGGAACCUUUAUAGUUUUAUACUGAUUUUUCUCUAACCAACUGCUUUAUCAAAUCAUUAAAGAUUUUUAUCAAUUUUUUUUAUUCAUAAUCUUUUUUUAUUAUUUUUGGUUCCAUAUUUUGCAAUCGACAUUUCCCUACCUUUCCUUUUUUCUUGCCCAUUUCAAACGUUUUCUCUAAUGAAAGCCUCUUUCUUCUUUAUUUCACCACCAAAUCUUUAAUAAUAAAAUUUUUCUUUCUCAACUCUGUUUUUCAUUACUGCCGUGUUUUUUCCAUUUUUUUUAGCUGCUACUCCUAAUAAUUUUCUGGCUAUUUCAAUUUUUCCUCUUUUUGCUUCUAAUUUAUAUUUCUAUUUGUUCUUCUAACUAUUCUGUUUUAUAUCUAUUUGUUUUCAUUUUUUCCUUCAUCUUUCUUCUAAUUUUAAUAUUUAUAUAGAAUAAGCUAGUUAUAUUAUCUUUGCAUUUAUUUUGUUGCAAAUGUGUAGUAUUUAAUAUUUAAUUCUAAAGUUCUAACUUUCAUGUGCUAUAUCAUUAUUGUGAGUGAUAUAAUGAUGUAAAAAGUGUAGGUAAAUAACUUACUAUUAGUGAAUAAAAUUUAAAUUGAAUAUCUAUAAGCAAGCUAUGUUUGAUGUUAUAAUUUUCUGCUUGGUUUGAUUUGAAUAAAAAAUUUGUUCAGCAAUGAUUUUCAAAAUUUUCUAAAAAUUUUCCAAUGAUUUUAAAGUACUUUUUGAACGUAAAAAUAUGCAUGUUGAUUGGUUCUUUUUCAGCAUAAAUAAUUUAUAGUUUUAUUAUCCUUUUAAAGUAAGACGAAACUUUUUUAUGCUAACAUAUUAUAAGAUUUUUGAUACAAUUUUCCACCAAAUUGAUCGUAUAAAUUGAUACGUACAUAUAAUUGACUCCACAAAAAUGUCGAGUUAUAUAUCUAUGAAUUUUACAUUUUACAUUUGUUGUAUGAACAGAUAAAUGAUAUUGCCAGAAUAUAUAAAUUUCUGAAUUAAAAACAGCUGUUUUUCUUCGAAAAUCUUCGCGUAUUUUUAUUUCUUUGAAAACAGCUUCAAUAGCUAUAUUAUAUAAACAUAACAUAAAUAUUUGUGUUUUCACUUAUUCUUCUCGCGUGUAAAUUGUUUGAUUUGUAUUUAGAAACUUUAAAAGUUUUAUUCAUACUUAAAAUCUUUGAAAAAUUAAUGUAACUUGCUAUUCUAUUUUCAAGAAGUUUUAAUUUUAAUUUAUUUGGAUUGCAGGUAAAGAUACCUGGUUCUGAAUACAGUUACCGAUUAUGGCGAUUUUGGAUGACACAAGAAAAUUUUGAUUUCAAAUUAAGUAUAACAAACGGAAAGGUAUGAAUUUAUAUAUAUUUCUAUGUAAUGUAUCGUGUAUAUAUAUUUAAUCGUUUUAUUGAUAAACCUAAAUGUGAUCAUAUAGUAUUUCAUUUUUUACGUCUAUUCUUACAUUCAUAAAUAUACUUUAUUCAAAAAAAAGAUUACAUUUAUUGUAACAUGUAACUGUUAAAAAUAGAUAGGCAAUAUUCAUUGUCAGUAUUAUUUUAUUUUAAUUUUAGACAGUAAUUUCUUGA